GCUGCCGAGUUGACCGGGUGUCGUUGAGCAACCAGAGCCGUACCGGUUCUGCCCUCUCCCUCUUUCUUUUCCGAAGUAGCCAGCCUGUUUGCCGUUCGGCCGCACGCUGUUCGCGCGCGCCUAUCUCAUCGUCUCGCCUUCUCUUUCUUCUCUACGCGUGCACAGUGUUCACCGCGAGGGACCAUGAAGAGUGUCACGACAACCACCGCCACCAGUCUUCUCUUCCUGGCGCUGAUCCAAGCUGCCAUGUGCGCAAAUAACGGCACCGUGGAUGUGGCCACCUUCUUUCCCCAGAUCAACGGCAAUCUCACCAAGAUCGUCUGGGCCCAUGCCGUCAACAACAAGUCCAAACUCGAGAAGGUGCUCGACACAGCCGACAUCAUGAUGCUGGAGGCGGACGUUACGAUAGCAGCGAACAGUACGACACCGAUAAUGGCACAUCCGCCGGCAAACUCGAGCGACCUAACUCUGGAGGAAUUCCUCGACAAGGUGAUCGCGAAGAACGUUAGCAAGGGCAUCAAGCUAGACUUCAAGAGCAUCGAGGCCUUCAACGCGAGCAAGCCUAUCUUGGACAGAGUUCGCAGCAACAUCAAGUUCCCCGUAUUUCUCAACGCGGACAUACUCGCUGGGCCAGGGAACGCGACUGUCGUGCCAGUCAACGCAGAAUCUUUCCUCACGGAAGCCAAGACGUAUCCAGAGUACACGCUGUCGGUCGGCUGGACCACCAGGUACGACGCCAAGGACAAUAUCACCGAGGCUCGAUACACGGAGAAGCAAAUUCAGGAAAUGAUUGACACCGUGAAGAGGCAGAAGAUUACCCAGCCGAUAACUUACCCGGUAAGAGCCGGUCUAGCCGCGAACGACAUUCAGGUGAUCAAGUCGCUGUUGGAGAAGAGCUCCGAGAUGAAGAACGCAACCCUGACCGUUUGGUCGAGCGAGGGCGACAAGGUCGACCCGGAAAAGUUAUCGCAGCUGAUACGCGAGGUCGGAGUGAAUAAGGUGUUCGUCGACGUGCCGCAAGAUCUGUUGAACAAGCUUCGUUACUCCGGAGCGUCAAGCGUCAGCGUCGCUUCCGUCGUGAUUACCGUCACCUUCAUCACCGCUUUCCUAUCGACGAUAUUGUGAACGGUUUGAACAAUUCUCGUCGCGUUUCGCGUAUGCUCGUGGGGCUUGUUGAGGGACGGAGGAUUGGGGAUUUUUGCCCCACGACGAAGGAAAGAUGCGAGAGAGAUUGACGAAACGCGAGCCGAAUCGCCGAUCAACGAUCGUCAAAAUUUCGUAAUCAAAAAGCAUUCUCGAUUUGCAAACGAUCGGACGUUCCCCGUUAGAGUAUCGAUCGUGAACGUGUACUUUUUAGCGUGUAAGCUUUAUUCGCAAACGUUUUUUCUAAGUAUUUUAAGGAAGCUUUCUUAGGAAUACGAUACGAUUCCCACGUCGAUCGCGACGCGACGCCCCUGCUUUGCGAGCACUUGGACAUCGUGCCCAUUGCUUUCUUCCGUUUUCCAAA
Molecule: messenger RNA, 1507 nt
Organism: Frieseomelitta varia
Lineage: Eukaryota; Metazoa; Arthropoda; Insecta; Hymenoptera; Apidae
Product: protein FAM151B
Exons: 5
Coding region: 184-1125 (313 amino acids)
Source: RefSeq, a predicted model, not a curated record